UUUUUUUUUUUAUCUUAUCGCAGCGGUCAACAGUAUUGUUAUUGUUGCUGCUUCUGCUAUUAACGUAAUCGCGUAUUGGUGUAAUUGCCCUUUUGUAACGCUGUCUAAUUGUUAUUUGUACAAUCAAUACCGUUUCUAUUGAGAUUAUUGUAUUAUAUUUUUAACGUGUAAAGUAUAAAUAUUAUACUACGUUUUUUUUUAAUUACUAUUAUCCAAUAACAUAACCUAAACAAAAACAAUGGACAGUAAUGCAAAAAGCGAAGAGACAAUUUCAUUAGAAGUGGACACAGUUUCACCCCCAACAGUAACUAGUGUUCCCGAAAAUAAUGAAAAUGCUCAAAAUAAUGUGUCAUCCGUGGAAAGCAUACCCAUACCUUUGGAUGUCAGCCAUGAACCUGUGGUAGACGAGAAGGUUGAAGUUGCAGUUUCAGUUGCUGAAGUUGUAAAUGAUAUUAGUGAUAAUUGUAACUCUGCGCCUGUUGAAGAUGACAAGUUAAACAAAGCCAUGGCAUCUACUACUUUAGCUGAUGUUAAACAAAAUCCUAGUGAAGCAAUUUCUGAUGAGCAGGUAUCAGAUUUAAUUGAAAAAGAAAAUACCAAGGAAAAUACUUUUGUUGAUAAUAUGAGUAUAAAACCAGUUGUAUCUGAAGAAAAAACAUCGGAGCCCAAUGAAACAUCUGAUGUUGAAUUUAAAGAUGCACUAGAAUCUAUCGAUAAUGAAGAUGAUGAAGUUGAAAGAGAACAGCAAUGUGAUAUAAACAAACAAGAAUGUUUACCUGAUGGAGAGAGUAGUGGUGAAGAUGAAAUAGUCGAUGAAGAAGAAUUAGGUGAUGACGGAGACGCUGAGCCUGACACGUCUGCACCUGAAAUACCAGUUCCUGUUGACAAUGAUACUAAUGAUCCACAAUACAUACCUAGACGUGGACGAUUUUAUGAGCAUGAUGAUCGUAUGGCUUAUAGUACAACAAGUUCUGAAGGAUCAGAAUCAGAAGAUGGGCAUGAAAAAGAAUCAGGAGACGAAAAUGAAGGUUCUGUUAGUCAUCAACGUAACAAAAAAGAACGUACUGAUAGUCAAAAUCAAAAGUCAACCACUAAAUCUGUUAAUAUUGCCGAAAACAAUGCAACAGUAGUUAUAGAUAGUACACCAUCUACUAAGAAAGUCUUAGCUAUAUCAAAGGCUGCAUCUGUAUUAAAAGACUCUUCAGAUAAUGCAACUGCUAGUGAUGGAUCUGCAAAGAAACCUAGUGGAGGUUUUAGAAAAUCUCGUAACAUCGACUCAUUAGAUAAAUGGUCACAUGAUAUGUAUGAUGAACGUGAGCAGACUCCCAAAAGUCGAGAUGAGUUAUUGGUCUCAUAUGGGUAUGAUAUACGAGAAGAAUCUGAAGCACCUCGAGCCCGACGCCAUCAUAAAUAUGGGCGAUCUGCUACAGCCAAAUAUACUCGUAACUGGCAAGACACAAAAGCAUACAUAGGCACUGGUGGGCCACAGUCAUCUAAAGUGAAACGAGGAGGUGUAGCACAACGCCUUGUUGGUGGUCCUUACAAGAACAAAAAUAAGUCUUCAACUUCUAAUGAGUACACAUCUGAAUUUCCUACUUUAGAUGGUAAAAAGACUAUUGAGUCUUCUACUACUACUGUUGCGGUUACUGAGCCAUCAGUUGUGACAAAAGAUUUAAAUCAGCAUCAUAAUCAACAGCCAAAAUCUCUUUCUCAAGAAAAAAAGACUGUUAUGUCGGUCUCAAAAACUAAUCCUACUCGUAAUCACUUUACUCGUACUCCCAUUAAAAAUGUCACUUCUGGAAAUCACAGUAAUCACCAAGACCAGAAAAAUGGAGGACCAUCUCAAUCAUCAUUCCACAAUAAAAACCAUUUUAAUCGAUCUUCAUCAAAUUCUCCUGCUAACAAAGAAAAAAUCACUUCACAAGUCAAUCGCGACAAUUCUUCAACUGCAGUCAAUCCUAAUUUAUUUAUCCGUAAACCUCAACAAAAUCAACCAAAUAAUUUCAAGCAGCAACACUUUAAUAGUCAAGGCCAUAACCAGCAUCAUUCGUCUUCUGCUCCUCGAGGCCGUAACUUCCAUCAACACAAUAAUACUAAUCAGCAAUACAAUCAUGAUAGAUAUUUUGCUAAGGGAUCAGGACCUCCUUUAUCGUCCAAUUCAAACUAUGAUCAACAACAUAAUUCUGUAGGACCUACUUCUGCAGGCACAGGACGUACACGUCAUAGUGGUGGAAAUUAUAAUCAGUACAAUAAUCGUCAAUAUGAUAAUGAAAAUGAUCAAAAUGAACAACUAUCACAACCAGUGGUUCGCAGUUCUAAGCGGUAUUCGGUACAAAGUCGUAGAGAACUGCCUGAUCCAGUAUUGAACUUUAAUGCUAUGUCUAAGACAUCUCAAUCUCAACAAUCUUCAGUUUCUCAGCAUCAGCAACAACAAAAUGGAUUGGUUAUGCAAGACCAACAGCAGACAAUACAACAAUUACAGUCUCAGCAGCAACCACCCAUUCAAAUUCACCAACAACAACCACCAACUAUGCAAAUUCAACAAUUUCAUCAACCUAUACAACAAAUACAUCCACAUCAUGGUAUGGUACUUGAUCACAACACUGGUAUGAUGGUUAUGGCUACUGCUGAUCCAUCAAUGUACCAUCAACUAUAUGCUGCACCUCAGUAUGCUACUGCAGUUACACCAGGUCCUGCUGCUGUUACGGAUGAUCAAAAUGCAGCUGCAGUAGCUGCAGCAGCUCUUCAGAUGCUCGCAGCCCAAGCAGCUGUUUAUCAGCCUGUACCAACUGGUGCUACUGGUGUAACACCGCCAACAACUGGUACACAAUCUAUGCAACAACAACAACAACCAGAAACAUUCAUGACUACUUACUACCAACCUCAGCAACAGCCACAACAACAACCUCCUCCAAGACGUGUCAAUUUAGCUAUACCAAUUGUAGCACCACCUCCUGAACAAGGUGCUUCGAAAACACCACCUCCUACAGCAGCAUAGAUGAAUGAAUUUAAUUGAUUCAUAUAACUAACUAAUUAUACAAUAACUAUUUACAAUUUAAUAUUGAUACUGUAUUCUGUUUAUUUUAUUCAUAAUAUUUUUUUGAUGUUUUCGAUUUUAAUAUUAUAAUUAUAAUUGAAAAUUAUUUUAUUAAUGAUGCUUUAUGACAAGGAUUUUAACUUGAUUAAAUACUAUUAGCAUGAAUGGUUAUUAAUGUGUCCAUAGUACAUUUCAAUAUUAUUAUUUUUUAUUUUUUUCCUUUGUAUUUGUUUUAAUAAUUUACUAUUUGCAUGCAUUAUUAUUGCAGUACAUUACGAUAUAUAAUUUUUAAUUUUUAACUGUUCUUAUUUUGUGUUUGUUUUCUAUUGUAGUAUCAAUAACAACAAUGAAUUAAAAUAUGAUAAAUUACUGAAGUUAA
This is a messenger RNA of Sipha flava (yellow sugarcane aphid), 3416 nucleotides long. RefSeq names its product protein CASC3 (gene btz). The transcript has 6 exons. Gene Ontology annotation, molecular function: mRNA binding. Gene Ontology annotation, cellular component: exon-exon junction complex. NCBI's taxonomy places the organism in Eukaryota, Metazoa, Arthropoda, Insecta, Hemiptera, Aphididae. The record is from RefSeq and is a predicted model, not a curated record. Gene Ontology annotation, biological process: mRNA processing. The coding region runs from base 239 to 2998 and encodes 919 amino acids.